This is a messenger RNA of Vollenhovia emeryi, 9134 nucleotides long. It is a transcript of the gene Nipped-B, whose product is annotated as nipped-B-like protein. Gene Ontology annotation, molecular function: chromatin binding. The record is from RefSeq and is a predicted model, not a curated record. NCBI's taxonomy places the organism in Eukaryota, Metazoa, Arthropoda, Insecta, Hymenoptera, Formicidae. The transcript has 2 exons. Gene Ontology annotation, biological process: regulation of gene expression; replication-born double-strand break repair via sister chromatid exchange; establishment of mitotic sister chromatid cohesion. The coding region runs from base 1259 to 7807 and encodes 2182 amino acids. Gene Ontology annotation, cellular component: Scc2-Scc4 cohesin loading complex.
UGUUGUACCCGUUCGCGUGGUCGCCUGCGAGGAUACGCUUGUCCCACGACGUUGGAUGGUAGACGUACGUUCGGAAAAGGUAAAGGGACAACGCUGUGCCACACACGACUGUUCUUGGUGUCGACGCGGAAACGGCCGGGGUCUCCUCGGGUCGGCGAAUGUCGCGGGGAUCUCCCGAUUUCUUCUCGUGCGUCAGCUGAUCGCGUCGCAUCUCCGGCACCGACGACCGCUCGUUUCUCACGCGUAUACGUAGCGGCGGGGGGUUUUUUUUUACGCGGAAGCUCUCGGCGAGUUUUUUUUUUCAACGAGAUCGUUUCUCAACGCUUGUGUCCCGAGUACAAUAACGGGGUGGUGACUCGUGGUCCCGCGUCCGGCUUCACGAUAACGUUACGCGUGAAUUGUGCAAAUCUAACACGAAUCUGCUUCGCCGCGAAAUAUACGUGUCUCUUUUGUACGCUGUAGUUUUGUGUAGCGAGUACACUCUGGUUUUUUUUUCUGAGAGUCGUUGAGAUACUCCGCUUCUCGUGAAACGUGCGCAAAACGUUCCGGAAUAUUUGUGAAAAUUAGAUGUAAUGUUUACGUUUACACGAGAGGACGCUCGAUUGUAACAAUGUAAAUUACGUGUACCGUAAAGUACAGUUUAAGGUUAGUUGUUCUUAUUUUUGUUUUCGUAUAUGUGUAUUGUUUCGUGCGUGCCAUUUGUAUCUUGGCAGGUAUCUUUUAGCCAUUCAUACAUCGCUUAUUCUUAUUUUUUUAAAUGUCAAACCUUUUAAAGACAUUUCGUACGUCACGAUGCGUUUCGAAUAGUAACUACAUAGGUGAAAUUCUCUUGUUGCAGGACAACAAAGUGCUGAUAAACAUGGGCCGUUUAUUGGAGGAUCCACGGGCAUCGUCAAAAUUUGGUUGAGACUUUCGUUUGCAACAUGGGAACUUAAAAGGGACUUGUCGCGUUCCCGAUAUUUGCCUUAGUGCUAGUGCCCUUCAAAGAGGAUUAGAGACUGCUCUGAUCAACGGUGAAACAUUUGUGUCAGUAUGCCUUGAAAUGCGUAGUGAGGAAAUUUUAACAAUGAUUUAUUUAGACGUUUGUGGAGGCAGUGUAUUCCGAUACGUUCAGUUGACUCACAUUUACUGCAUAUCGUAAGCGAGUACUCGUAGCAUGCCUGUGCGGUGCGCAGCACGUUGUAUUGUCCCACGUGGCGAGGAAGCUUAGGAACACUGCGACUGAUUUUGAUUCUCUUUUUUUUUUGUCCAGGCUGUAAUGCCAGAACGAAUCAAACUCAAAAUGAAUGGGGUUGUACCGAGUGUGCCAAUAACUACCCUCGCUGGUAUCGCGAGUCUGACGGACUUGUUACCUGAAAUGCCCCUGCCGACUCCGCUGCCGCAGACCCUGACUAACAAGUCUCUGCUGUUUCACCCACGAGUAGCGGAAGAGGCCACGAUACUGCUGAGUCUUCGCGAUGAGAAUCUCGUGCCGCAGCUGAUAACGUCGCUUUCGCACACGUCGUCGGAACACAUCGAACUCAAGGACAAUUAUCCGAGUGCCGAGCAGUCGCUGGAAAACGAGCAGAACACGCCCGAGUUGCUCAAGGCGAUCCUGCAGUUGAACCCUGACGUAUUCAGAGGCACCCAGCACAAUUCCCCGAGGAACUGGGGCGCGCAAGGUGCGCCCAUGUUGCACGCGAAUCAAUCGCCGGCGAGCUAUGGUCGUUUCUCGCCGUCCUACUCGAGCUCCUCGGGCUCCAGGCAGACGCCCCAAGGUAGUCCGGCGCAGACCGCGGCAAGCAGAUCCGUACUUCCGCCGCUGGUGCCCGGUGGCAUCGACGCGAACUGUAUGAAUCCCCUGUCGAACGUGAAUCUUCAACCGAACAUGUACUCGCCGGCGCAUAUGAACUCCCCCAAUGCAUCGCUGGCGUCUCUCACCAAUAUGACACCUCAGCAUAAUAUGGCUGGUAUGCCGCCGCACAAUAUGCACAUGGCAUCCCCGAUGCGCAAUGUGCCUCUGCAACAACAUCCGGCCAUAGGUAUGCAGCAGAACCUUUACGAUUCCAUGAUGAAUCAGCAGGUCCAUCACGCGUUAGGCAGUGGUCAGGCGUUAGACAUCGAUAACGCGGUACAGGAGAAUCAGCAGUUCCUUCUCGACCCGGUAGCGAGUCUCUCCGACAUUGAUCUGCCGAUAGAGAACAUUGACACGAAGCAAAGCGUCGAUCAUGCGAUACAGCACUUACUACCGACUUCUCAGGCCACGACCUAUCCAAAUAUACACGCCACCGACAUAGUUAAUGUUUUAGAUCCGGCUGCGGCCAGCAUGGCGUCCAACGUGCAACAUCAACAGAACAACAACUCCGAGAAGAGUAUAAAAUUUGGGACAGAUAAGCUGAAAGAGCCCAUUGUUAUGUUAAACAGAUUAUCGUUGACUGAUCAGGCGCUUAUGCAGAAGAGUUUGGCGGCGUUUGCGGAGAAGUCGCCGAGUCGCGCGGCGAAAAUGGGCAUUUCCAAUCGCGACGACGCGACGAAAACCGACUCCGAGAGCGAGGAGGAGAUCGGCAAGAAUAACAAGUACUUUAAAGCUCGCGCGAAAGAGCGGCAGGUGCAGCGGGAGAAAGAGAAAGCGGAGCGGCGGAAAAGCGAGGACAAGGGCCGCAGGCGAAAAAAGAUAACGGAGGACGACGACGAGGAGGAUGACAAACGGGAUGCAUCGUUCUCGCCCACGAAACCAAAAAUACGCAAGAUCGAGAAGAAGUUAGUGCCUGUAUUAGCCAAGCUGAGCGUGGAGGAAUUGAUGGAGACCAAUACGUACCAGCGAUUCAACUCUACCAUAGAGACGAUUUUCGAGAACACGGAGGAUAUCACGGCGAACGCCGAUCUGGAGGACGAUGGUGAGGUGCUUCCGGAGAUGCUCAUCCCCAAGUAUCAGUUGCACGAUCUGUGCACGGAAGCGGCCAAACUGAAAACGUUGGGCGCCAUGGAAUCGAUACCCACGGAUAAAUUGGUGAGGCUGUUGAACAUCCUGGAGAAGAACAUACGUGACGGCGCGAGGGUGUCGCCGCUCGUGGACCCGGACGACGACGUCGACGAAGGACGAUUGUGGAUGCAGCUGGCGAUGGAGCGGGUACAGCGCGCCGUGGAUGCGUCGUUGAUCGCGUUGCACAUUAUGACCUCUAGCAAUAUGCCCAAGACGGUUUAUCUGGAGGACGUGAUCGACCGAAUAGUCCUUUUCAUGAAGUUCCAGCUGCAGAACACCAUUUAUCCCUCCUUCGAUCCCGUAUACAAGAUAGACACAAAGAACAAGACUGACAAUUUUAAUUCUAGCGGACGCAAGAAACGCGGGCAUACGAAGGAGGUGCGGGAGAAGAGUAUUCUGCAGGUCUACAACAAGAUGCACGAGCUGGUGGGUCUGUUGGCUGAGCUGUUGAACAUUCAGGUUCUAACGGACACGAGCGUUCUGCACGCGUCGUCGCUGGGCGUCGCACCGUUUUUCGUCGAAUCAGUGAGCGAUCUCCAGUUGAGCGCGUUGAAGCUCGUCACCGUAAUAUUUACCAAGUACGAGAAGCACAGGAGACUACUACUGGACGACAUCCUGGCGUCAAUUGCGAGACUACCCAGCAGCAAGAGGAGUUUACGUACGUACAGGCUCAACUCCGAGGAUUACAUACAGAUGUUGACCGCGCUGGUCCUGCAGCUUAUCCAGUGCGUGGUGGUUUUGUCCGACUCCAAAUCGAAGGAAGACGAGGAGAAGAAACCGAGUCACGUGGACGCCGACGUCUUUAUUAUCAAUAGAUACGAGACCGCCACCAGGAUCGCCGGCAAUUUUUUAACGGUAUUCCUCAACAAAUGCGGCAGCAAGGGCGAGGAGAUCGAUUACAGGCCGUUGUUCGAGAAUUUCGUACAAGACUUGUUGGCAACGGUGAAUAAACCCGAGUGGCCCGCUGCCGAAUUGCUGUUGAGUCUUCUUGGAAAUCUGUUGGUGGGACAUUUUUCUAAUAAGAGCUCCGAUAUGUCGCUUCGAGUAGCUUCCAUCGAUUAUCUCGGCGUGGUAGCGGCCAGAUUGCGCAAGGACGCGGUUAAUUCGCAGUGCAAGUUGUCGACCAUCGACCAAAUUAUUCGGGACAUCAAGCUCGAGCAGCAAAAGGACUCUGACUACGAUCAGAUAAAGGAUAAAGAAAUCGUAGGACUGAGCGAGGAUGAAGAAAGGACUGUGUUUCUGCAGAAAGUACUUCUGGACUAUCUGGCCGUCAACGGGACGAAGGACCCGGCUCUCGUAUACGCGCGUCACUUUUAUCUGGCCCAAUGGUAUCGGGAUUGCGCGAUGGAGAAGUCGCGGGUGGGCCAAUUGAAAAACAGCCCGAGCAAGAAGAUGCACAAGAAACGGACGAAGAAGAAAAAUCGGCAUCACAGCAGCGAUCAGGAUACCGAGUCCGAGUUGGACGAGCAAGAUCCAGACGAGAACGAUAAUAACGAGCAGAAGAAUUCGGAGGCUUACCGAAUCAUCGAGGAGAAGAAGAAGUACAUUAUCAGCAGAAUAAGGCCUUGCAGCACGGGAACGAAACCCGACAUCCUUCAGACAUACAUUGACUACAAUUCUGCGGAACUGAUCUCGCAAUAUCUCGCGUCCAAGAGACCGUUCUCGCAGAGUUUUGAUAGAUACCUAAAGCAAAUUCUUCACGUUUUGACGGAAUCGUCAAUUGCCAUUAGAACCAAGGCAAUGAAAUGUCUCACGAUGAUCGUAGAGGCUGAUCCGAGCGUGCUGGGGCGAGUGGACAUGCAGAUGGGUGUGAAGCAUUCAUUUCUCGAUCACUCGACGUCAGUACGGGAGGCAGCGGUUGACUUGGUAGGAAAAUUUGUAUUGAGUAGGCCCGAGUUGAUUGACAAAUACUAUGACAUGCUGUCGGCGAGAAUUCUGGAUACUGGCGUGAGCGUCCGAAAGCGCGUCAUUAAAAUCCUCAAGGACAUCUGCAUGGAAUGCCCAGACUUCCCGAAAAUCCCAGAAAUAUGCGUGAAGAUGAUAAGGAGGGUGAACGACGAAGAGGGCAUUCGGAAGCUCGUCAUGGAGGUAUUCCAAAACAUGUGGUUUACCCCAGUGAGAGAACGUCCAACUCUUGAUUCGGAAUCCCUCUUGAGGAAAGUGAUGAACAUCACGGACGUUGUAGCGGCCAGCAAGGAUAUGGGGCUCGAGUGGUUUGAGCAACUCUUGGUAAGUUUGUUCAAGCCGAAGGAGGACAAGGAUGACAGCACGAAAAUGCAGACGGAGCCGCCGCGGGCUUUGCUGACGGCGUGCAAGCAAAUCGUGGACUGCCUGAUCGAGAACGUGUUACGGUUGGAGGAGACAAAUCUGGAUUCGGAGAAGUCGGAGAAGAAAGGCUCGUCGCAGAGACUGGUCGCGUGCCUGACAACGCUCUAUCUGUUCGCGAAGAUUCGACCACGGCUGUUGGUCAAUCACGCGAUCACUCUACAACCUUAUCUGAGUUUGAAGUGUCAGACACAGGGUGAUUAUCAGAUUAUCAGUAGCGUCGCGCACACACUCGAGUUAGUUGUGCCGCUGAUGGAACACCCCAGUGAGACUUUUUUAGCACAGUUAGAAGAGGAUUCGGUCAAGCUAAUCUUACAGCACGAUAGAUCGGUGGUCGCGAGCUGUCUUUCGUGUCUGGGCUCUGUAGUCAAUAACGUCACACGAAACUAUAAACUGAUACGAGACUGCUUCAAGAAAUACUACGGACACUUGACGGAGUACAAAUCAUUUUACGUGAAGGACCCAAAUAAUCCUAUGUUAAUAAGGUACAGACCGUUUUUCCGACGAGCGCUCUUCACGGUCGGCCUGUUGCUGCGUCAUUUUAACUUCAUGGAUCCAGAGGUGAUAGAGGGCCUAGCGGACAACAUCAAGGAUCAGGUCUUCGAGACACUCAGCUAUUUCGUUCACUUGAAUAACGACGAUAUCCGACACUUUACGCUGUCGGCUAUCGGUUCUCUCUGCAUACGACAUUACGAGUUUAUGAUGCUGCCGGAGCUGAAGGAGCUCUACCAUCAUUUGCUCACAUCCGAAUACGCGUUGGUCCAUAUGAGAAUCCAGGUGCUUAACAACAUCGAGGUGUACCUGCAAGAGGAGGAGAAGAGAAUGAUCAAGCAGGAUCUGGAAUGGGCCAAGCUGUCGAAGCAGGAGAACUUGAAGGAAAUGGGCGACGUGUCGUCAGGCAUGGCGAGCACAGUUAUUCAGCUCUACAUCAAGGAGAUCCUCGAGUCCUUCCUGCACGUCAACAUAAGCGUGCGGCACGCGGCCCUCAAAGUCAUUCAGCUGAUCCUGGCGCAGGGCCUGGUACAUCCCGUCCAGAUAGUGCCCUACCUGAUCUGCAUGAGCACCGACUGCGAGAAGGCUGUGAGCCACAGCGCGGACAAGCAGUUGCAGGAUAUCGAAAAGAAAUAUCCGGGCUUCAUUCACAUGAAGUCGCAGUUUGGCAUCAAGUUGAGCUACCGGCUGCAGAAGAUCCUGCAGGACAACAUCACGGUGAGGGGCAUGCGAACGAAGGACGGCGAGUUCCCGGGCGCGCUCAAUGGUUUCCUCUACACGAUCCUGCGCAACACGAAGCAGCAGAGGCGGGCAAUCGUGUUGUCUUUCCUCAAGCACUUCGACGAGGCUGCCAAGACCACUCUGUCGCAGAUGCUUUACCUGGCGGACAAUCUCGCCUACUUUACAUAUCAAGUACAGGACGAGCCGCUCUUCAUCAUCCAUCACAUCGACAUUAUCAUUUCUAUGUCUGGAACGAAUCUACUGCAAUCUUUCAAAGAGGCUUUGCUACCUAAGGAGAACAGCGCGGGGCAAUCGGGGCAUUCCAGGCAUACGAUGGGGCAGCCGAUGGCGCAGCCGAUGGGACAGCCGAUGGUGCAGCCAACGGGACAAACAACGGUGAUAGGGCCGGAUGGUCAGCCAAAACCCGAUCAAUUGUUGUCGACUCUCGAGGAUGAAGAGGACGAUGAGGAGGACGAAGAAGCUCUUCUGGCCAGGCUGCCAGGCGAUACUACCUUGCUCAGGGAGUAUAUUACCGCCAGUCAAGGCUUUUUGCUUCUAUUAACACUUCGCCAACAUCUCAAGGACCUUUAUGGCUUUUCCGACGCUAAGAUCGGCCAAUAUUCACCGUCGGAAGCGGCCAAGGUCUACGAGAAGGCAGUGAAUCGUAAAAACAAUCUACUUUUUGAGCCCAAAGCUACGUUGCAGAGGCUGCGGGAAGGCGUGACGAACAUCAUCGAGCUGGACGCGAGCGGCAGGAAGAAGCUCGUGAAGGAGUAUCUGGACUUUAAGCAGCUGAUGCUCAAGUUCGAUCCAGAGGAGCCGGACGACGAUGGCGGCAACGACGCCGCCGAUACCAGCGGUGGUGGCAAGCACGGCGCGGAGAAUCCGCAAGCGGCGAGGAUACCGCCGCAUCCCCAGGCUGACGGCAGGACGAUAGUCGACGGCGCUGUCAUUGGAGACGCCGCCGCCGCCCUGGUUAUCGCGGCUGGCCAGCAGCAGCAACAGUAUCAGUUACCACUGCAAUCGAAUCUGACCGCUCCAAUGGAGUAUCCGAAUAAUUCGGUAAACUCGCUGCCGAUCAUGGCGGCAGCGGCGACGACGACGACCGUCGCCGCGGCACCGGCGACGACGCCACGGGUGCCGAAGCUGACGAUACACACCCAUCCGGACGCGAGGGAGUCGCACCGGAAGCACCGCGCGCACAAGACGGACAAGUCGGUGAGGAGGCACAAGAAGAAGAAGAGGAGAAGAAUCUCCGACACCAGCGACAGCGGCGAGGACUACAGUGACCCUGACUUCCUAGUGUGAGUGCGGUGGUACGUCUCGUCCUGUGUGUACAUAUGCAAGUGUUCGCGGUGGUAUACACGUGUGAUCGGUCGGCUGGGAACAAUUCUUGCUUCGCGUAGCCGAAACUUGGACGCUAUUGUGGCGCGAUCGUCCCUCUCCCUCGUCAUUUGAAACAAUUCUCGUCCCCCGGAAUCCUCCAAGUUGUGCUACGACUUUGAAGACGGUCAAGUCCAGCCAAGAUCGGCCCUUCCGUCGGACAAUUGCGUAGAGACCUAUAUUGCGGGAAUGCGUGUGAGCGAGAGAAAGAGAUCUUUAAUAGGAAUGAUAGCCAGAGAUUUUUAAGUACGCUCGAACGUUGAGGUAGGAUUAGCGUGUUGUUGGCCGAAACGGCGGGCGUCUGUGAGGUUUAUCGAUCCGCCAUGCCGUUAGCGAGAUCGGCUCGUUAAAUAUUUCGUGCGACCGGCUCGGGAACGUGGUUCGUCCCGAAAUUAGCUUUCGUUUCCUUCCCGGCGAGGUGCGCCUUCAACGCGAUCAUUUUUGACAAGCGGAUUACUUCUGGUGAUCGCUCGCUUCUGUCGAAAUGACGCGGAAGACGAAAAACGACUCGUUUGGGGCCGCGAAGGAUCCGAGAAGAAAUUACGAACCAAGUUCUCCGCGAGGAAUCAAGUACAAUAAAUUACAUUCGAACAAAAUUCACCUGUACAUAAUGUCACAUAAUAACGAUGAUUGAUCAGCUUCUUUUUACGGACGAUGAAAUUGAUGCGAAAAGGCCACAAAAAUUAUAUACGGUUUGAACGAUAUCGGUUUAAUUUGUCGUUGCUUCGUUUCUUUUCAGACUGUGCUUGAGCAAAGUGGGCGCUGCUUAUUUCGAUAAUGCUAACUUAUUAAAAUUUGGAUACACUUGUUCCGUGGAUUUAUAACAAAUAUACGAUACACAAGAAAUAUUGUUGAAAUAUUUUCGUCACGAUUACUACAACAUUCAUAUUAAUGUUUGCAAUAAUAUUUUUUAAUUUGCGAGGAAAGUGGUGGAUAAAUUCCCGCGUUAUGUUUGACAGUGUGCAACACUAGAUUUAAUAGAAAAAUGGAUUUGGAUGGUUCAAUAGUAAUUAUUUUAGAUUAUUUGUAGUAGAAUAAAGAAUUUAUCAUAACGAAAUUAUUUUGAAAUUUAUGCUAAUGUCAAUAUUUAUCUAAUAACACACAUACUAUUAUCUUACUAAAGUUAUUACGUAUAGGUUGUAUUAGAUAUUUAAUUAUCAACUUUAGAAUGUGAGUCGCCUAGUGAAAGUUCAACGAUAAAAAGAAUUGUUAGACGACUUAGGCUGGCAGAUGGUUUACUUAUUUCAUUUAA